AUUAAUGUUGAUUCCAAUAAUUCUACUCUUUGUUUUAGGAAAAUGUUAAGAUGACAUUGUUCAUUAAGAUGGAAUUGAAACGAUUUAAGAAAUCUCUCCAGAAGAAUAACUAAAGUAAUUGUAGGAAUAAAAGCUAAAGAAGGAAAGAGACACUAUUUAUUAUACUUGUAUUAUUUUAGCAAGAAUGCAUUUAGGAAAUUAUGGAAGUGAAUUAGUUGAGAUAGUUGAUAAGUUAAUAUUAAUUAAUAAUUAUUAUAGAUAACCUUCAAAAGAUGAAUAAUAAAAUGUUUGGAUCAAAUUAUAUACAACUCAUGCCAUUUCAUGUUCUUAAUAGUUUACUUAUGAUGAAAGUGUUCAGGUGUUAUUAUAAGUGAGAUCAGAAGAAUUUGAUCAUUCAAGAUUACCUGCGUUGUUUUCUGAAAUUGAUUUUAAUUAAUUUAGAAACGGUUCUUGGGAAAGAGAAAUUAGUGAUUAAGAUAAAACUGUAUGGAAAUAUAUUGAAGUAAUUUUAAUGUAUAAAAAAUUUAGGACUUUGAGUCUGCUUUAGCUGAAGAUUCAAAUAAAAAAAAAUAAUAAGAAAAUUAGAGAGAAGAUGAUUAUGAUGAUUUAGAUUUAGAGUAUUUGAAGAUAGCUGCUUAAUAGACAAAAGGAAAACAUAGAACAUUACAUGAUUAUCAACCAAAAUUACAAAAAGCUAACUUUUCAGAUAUUCUAUUUUUAAUACUUGUUUUUGUGUCUAUAGGAGCAGGUAUAACGUGGAUUAUAAGAAAAUUAAGUAGUGCAGAUGAAUAAUAAAAAAAGAAGAAAACUAAACAAAAUUGA
Molecule: messenger RNA, 822 nt
Organism: Paramecium sonneborni
Lineage: Eukaryota; Ciliophora; Oligohymenophorea; Peniculida; Parameciidae
Source: the annotation of a GenBank genome assembly